AUGGGAGUAAAGGAAAUGUUCAGUCUGGCGCGGGUGCCCUUCAUCCUUCUGCUCGGUGUGGUUUAUGUUGCCUAUGUAUUGAUUGGUGGGGUGAUUUUCUGGAAGUUGGAGGGAGAUUUUGGUAGGAAGGACCUCAGCGUGGCGCUGAACAACAAAGAAAAACUGCUUACAACAUACACCUGUCUCAACCAAGACGCCCUGGUGGCUGUGGCUAAGGUUGUUCAAGAUGCAUCAAAGCGGGGGCUGAGUUUAAAAGGCAACAACACAGCGGACGGCUUCUGGAAAUUCACCAGCUCAGCUGUGUUUGCUGCGACUGUGGUCACAACUAUAGGUUAUGGGAACAUGAGUCCCAUCACUACAGCUGGCCAGAUCUUCUGCGUGUUCUUUGCACUCUUCGGUAUACCACUCAACAUUGUGAUUCUCAACAGAGUGGGCAAGUACAUGCUACUCAUAGAGAGGAACGUCUCUGACUUCCUCGAGAGAAAAACUACCCGGAAAACAUGUACCCGUUUUUUCAUCCACCUUUUUUGUUACAUUUGUGGAGUGGUUUUUUUCUUCAUCACGCCCAUGAUUGUGUUCCAGCAGCAAGAGGGCUGGACCUACGCAGAGGCCAUCUACUACUGCUUCAUCACUCUCAGCACCAUCGGCUUUGGAGAUUUUGUGGCAGAUAGUAAUCCAGACAAAGAUUACCCAGAUUGGUACAACGUCCUCAUGGCCUCGUGGAUCUUCUUUGGCCUGGCCUGGCUGGCCUUGGUUAUCAACCACUCCAUCGACAUCCUGGAGCGGAUCAACAACCACUUCAAAAUGCGGUGGGGUAAUAGUGAGCAGGAGGAGUCAGGCAAUACAGAGGAUAAAACCCCCGAGACACAGGUGGAGGAGGCAGACGAGAUCAAGGAGCCUCCAGCUGCUCAGUCCACCUAG
Molecule: messenger RNA, 921 nt
Organism: Archocentrus centrarchus (flier cichlid)
Lineage: Eukaryota; Metazoa; Chordata; Actinopteri; Cichliformes; Cichlidae
Product: potassium channel subfamily K member 17-like
Exons: 5
Coding region: 1-921 (306 amino acids)
Biological process (GO): potassium ion transmembrane transport; stabilization of membrane potential
Cellular component (GO): plasma membrane
Molecular function (GO): outward rectifier potassium channel activity; potassium ion leak channel activity
Source: RefSeq, a predicted model, not a curated record